AUGAGUUCAUCCCUGGCAUUUCAAUAUCAGCUGACGGACCCGGAUCGUACUGAGGUCGAACUUGGUGCCCAACUAGCCACCCUUGGUCUUGCGCUACAAAAUACGAUUGGUGAUGGCAACUGUCUCUUUCGUGCUCUCUCAGAUCAGCUAUAUGGAACAGAGGGGUAUCAUCUCCCUCUCAGAGCCGAGGUCACCAAUUGGAUGGCUGCUCAUCCGGACCGCUACGCUGGAUUCGUAGAGGAUGACCGUGGGUUCGAUGAACAUCUUAUAUGUAUGCGACAACCUGGCACAUAUGGGGGCCACCUUGAACUCAGCGCGUUUGCUCAUCUCAAACGCAAGAAUGUCAAGGUUAUUCAGCCUGGAUUGGUGUAUGUGAUUGAGUGGAACACGGGCGCUCCGCUCAGCCCGGUGGAUCGCGCUUUUACUGGGAGCGAACAAGAGCUUCACCCCCCGCCCUCACCGAGUUUAGAAAGGGAGCAUCGUCGUGUUAGACGCGAAAAGUUACGAGAAGGCAAAGAGAAGGACAUAGAUUCUCAUCCAUCUCUGGGUGACACUGUUUAUGUUGCAUACCAUGACUGGGAACAUUUCUCGUCCGUGCGUACUGUAUCUGGACAACUCCCACUUCAAGCGAUGGCGCCCACGACCACCAUCCCAGCAGGGCCGGAUGCUGGUCCAUUACCGCAACCGUCAGUUGCACCAGCCACCGCAACAAUAAGCCUAGAAACACCCCCAUUGCGUGCGAGACAAUUACGAGGCCGACCGCGAAAACAGCCCCAAUCAGCAUUAACUCCCAUUCCUGCAACCCUUGAUACCGCCGUGCCACCCUCGACAAUCAUCACUGCCCCAACACCCACCGCUCCUUCCACAGUUCCCCUUCCUCGCUCGCUCACCCCAUCUACAAACUCCUCAGCAGACGACGCCAACUCCGCCUCUUCAACAACCCUAUCACAAUCCACUGCUACUUCAUCCAUUGCACCUCUUACACCAUCUGACUCUGCUAGCGCCCUCCACGUUCAUUUGCAUGAUUCUAAUGCUAAAGGACGAUCACCAAAACGAUCAUUAGAAUCGAUGGAUGAAGCACCAAGUGACGGGAGCGAUCCGCGAGGUGCAAAACGUCGUGCGGGUGGUUUGUCGGGUCUCCGAUCAACAUUAAAUGCACCGAGGGGAGGAGAUAGUGUCGUCACACCACCUCUUUCCUCUUCAACCACUACACCUGGAUCAUCCCAUCCUCCUCCUUCCAGGGGGAGUUCGAUAGGUGCAGAGAUGGAAGAAGAUGAGGAGUCUUCAGAACUUUCGUCUUUGGAGGAUGUCGAGGAGAUGUUACAAGGAGGUGAGAGGGAGAGUAGUACUAUUUCCCCUGGGUCUAAGCCCCCAUCCACUUCCUUAUCGUCCCCUUCGACACCUUCAAAAUUACCGACGAAGAAGGUAGCGGGAAGGCGAGUAAAGAAGGGGAAAGUUGAUUUAUUAAGCGGGGACGUGGACCCGGCGAAGCUGACGAGAAGACAGAGGAAACAGUUCGGGUUACCGAAACCUCGGUUGAAGAGGGUUAUAUUGACUGUAAAUGGAAAGAGACCUUCUGAGGCUGGACCGAAACCUGGGGAGUCAAACGGCGCGGGUGCAAUUGGUGAAGUGCAAGCGGAGGCCGAGCAUGGGUGGAUGAAGAACGGGGCCGGGCGAUUAGAUGUGAGAGGGUUUAGGGAACUCAAGAUAUGA
Cantharellus anzutake is the source of this 1713-nucleotide messenger RNA. RefSeq lists its product as uncharacterized. Bases 1 to 1713 code for a protein of 570 amino acids. Gene Ontology annotation, biological process: protein deubiquitination. Lineage: Eukaryota; Fungi; Basidiomycota; Agaricomycetes; Cantharellales; Hydnaceae. Gene Ontology annotation, molecular function: cysteine-type deubiquitinase activity. The transcript is spliced from 3 exons. The record is from RefSeq and is a predicted model, not a curated record.